UUCUGAAAUUGACUUCGAUUUUACAUUAUUAAUAAAAUAGAAUGACGCAUCAGGAUCCGCGUAUUUUCUUAUAACGGAGGUCGUGUGGCUGCAGUGCCCCCCCUCGGUAAAUCCACUAUGGUUGAAACCUUUCGAUUGCGCUCUGAGAACGCGCACUAAACCGUACGGGUGCGUCAACGUGGGAUCUGUUCACUUAACGUGGCCGCGGAUCGCUGCCAGGCGUUUUAAACGGUUUUUUUUUUUACACACCAUUUGUUUCAUGGAAGCGACAUCAAAAACACCGUAGGUUUAUUUCUCGUGCCCGGAGAGUGCGGUCACCGGAAGAUAGUUGCAACCUUGGACUUUUCCCUCGUCACGCGCACUGACAGUGGGCUCUGGCCGGGUUCUGAGAUGACAGAGGUGGAGCCGGUGCUGGACUUUGCCACCUCGGGGCGAUCGGGCCGGCGGAACGCCCUGCCUGACAUCCUGGGUUCUCCGGCAGGCGUGGGCCCCACGGAUCUACCCCUGAAGCUGGCCGAGCUCUCCCUCAAAGAUGGGCCGGGGACCGCCCAGUCACCCACGGGGGAGGUUCCCCAGGCGUCGGCGGAGAGCUCGUCGGAGGGAGGCGACGGGUCGUAGGGACCACCGCGCAUGACUCCCCUCCCCCCACCCGUCCUCUCCACCCACUUUGAAUGGGAUGGGGGGGAGGGGGGUGAGAGGGGGGGGGAGAGAGGACCUGAAGAAAUCACAAGAGGGAGAGAAAGAGAGAGAGAGAGAGCGUGAGCGAGAGAGGAAGAGAAGCAGUGGUCCUUGUUGCGUUAGCACCGAGCUGCGCGGCGGCGGCGGCGGCGGCGGCGUUAGCAGACUAACCCUUGUCCAGAGGACGCCGAGGAAGCCCUGAUGCCUUCACGCUCGCCGCCGCCGCCGUCUGACGCGCAGACAAACAGAGACAACGACAUGUGAAUAGAAAAAGAACCCUUUUUCACCCCAGUGACUGUUAUGCACCCCAACACACACAUACACACACGUGUACCUGUGUGGUCCGUGAGUCCUCUGCCCCCUCUCUCCCCCCCCCCCCUACGUCGAGUCGUUACGGGGUUCUUAACAAACAAUGUCUAUACUUUGUAGUGUCUGCACUGCUGUUCUCCUAGGAGGUUGUAUACCGUGGAGCAGGAGGAUUUGGACGGUGACCGUGGACCAUGUACAGAGAGACAACCGGCAGCUUUCAAACAGACCGUGGGACCGGGAGGUGGUUGGCGGGGGGGCAGUGGUCCUCCUCUGAGGUUAGGCUGAGGUCUGACGAUGCAUACAACAGUGUGUGUUUAGCCGUAGGACAUACAUGUGUGAGGGGGUGGAGUCUGCGUGCAUCUCGGUGGGGGGAAGACUCCUCCCACGAAUCAGUAAUAAGCUGAAUGCUGUUUUUUUUUUUAAACAUGGACCCCUUCAGAAUUGGAAGAAUGUUUGGAUUGGCAAAUCAUGACAAAACCCCCACGAAUUGUGACUGUUUAUUUUCCUGAAGGGGCUUGGGUCUGUGUGUCUAGGGAAGGGGGGCUGCUACAAUGUUCCAGCCUCUCAAGACAGUUAUCUUGGAGACUAAUAUUUUGUGACUUUCCUGAAAAGAUAUGGCUUUUCACUGCCAGGCUUCAUAGACAUACACGCGUGCACAUACACACACGCGUGCACAUACACACACACACACACACACACACACGCAAGAUGGUUUAUUUAGUGCCGGACCAAGGCGGUCUUGAAGAGGCUAUACUUUCAUUUCCUUUUAUUCAAAAAUGUGCCUAUAGUGGCAGUGUUUUCAGCCCCGGAGGUAGUCCCUCUCUGACGCAGCAUUAAACAAUAAGAGGCUUCGCUGAUAUAUUGUUUUCCAUUUUUAUUCAGUCGUAUUCAAACAACACUGAAUAAUACAUCCUCCCAUGCUACACAGACGGAACAACGUGUUCAUCCAGCGUUGGAUAAACUCUGGCAUUGCCAUUGAACUCUCGACACUCAAAGAAAGAACUAAUGAAUCAACAAGCAAACCGACCAAUGAGAGGCGCCAGGCCACCCGUGCACGCCUGGUGUCGGCAGCAUAUGCCCGCCAAACGGGAAGCGAGGGGACGCAAUCCCGGUGACGAUCGCCAACCAUGUGUUUCAUGCGCCGUCGCGGCGAAAGAAUUAAUCACACACUCACCAAAAAAAAGAUGGCAGCACGCACGUUCCUCGCUCCUUCUGUCCCGACACCCCCUCAAAGGCCCGUUCUGCGGGGAGCAACGUGGAAAAAAGGAAAAAAAAGUGUUCACACUCAUCAACACUUCAGCUCGACUGCGAGGGAGAGAGCCGCAGGGAAUGAGAAAAUAUGGCGAGGAAAAAGAAGAAGAAGAAGAAGAAGAAAAAGAGAGCGAGUGAACAUGGACACAGCUCUCCUGUAACACGUUAUCCCGAUGUCUGAUCCCUGAGGCUGUACUGUACAUAGGCCUAUGUUUUCCCGUGUACAUGUGUGUGAUUCAUGACAUGGUACUUUUUCGACUGGGUACGAUGGAGAUGUUUUGACACUGAUUCUUGUCCGUCUGUGGUCGUGUUACUAAAAAAGGGUCUUGCCAGUCCGCUGUUGACGUUUGUUUCUUCUCUUGCUUGGGAGGACAUUGUAUUAUUAAUGACAAGAAACUGUUUCAAAUUGAUGAUGACCAAAUUCAGAGGUGUAUUUUUGUUCCGUCUUGAUCAGGAGUGGUUCAUAAUUUAGUUUGAUAUGUGGAUCCCAUACCAAUGCAAUGUGUUGACUCUUAUCUGGUGGUGGAAAAAUGCCAUAAUAAAUCCCUGGUCUUUGUAUA
This is a messenger RNA of Gadus macrocephalus (Pacific cod), 2798 nucleotides long. RefSeq names its product cAMP-dependent protein kinase inhibitor beta-like. Bases 391 to 618 code for a protein of 75 amino acids. The record is from RefSeq and is a predicted model, not a curated record. Gene Ontology annotation, molecular function: cAMP-dependent protein kinase inhibitor activity. Gene Ontology annotation, cellular component: cytoplasm; nucleus. Gene Ontology annotation, biological process: negative regulation of cAMP-dependent protein kinase activity. NCBI's taxonomy places the organism in Eukaryota, Metazoa, Chordata, Actinopteri, Gadiformes, Gadidae. The transcript is spliced from 3 exons.